Monodelphis domestica (gray short-tailed opossum) is the source of this 1600-nucleotide messenger RNA. RefSeq names its product DLA class II histocompatibility antigen, DR-1 beta chain-like. NCBI's taxonomy places the organism in Eukaryota, Metazoa, Chordata, Mammalia, Didelphimorphia, Didelphidae. Gene Ontology annotation, biological process: immune response; antigen processing and presentation. Gene Ontology annotation, cellular component: membrane; MHC class II protein complex. The record is from RefSeq and is a predicted model, not a curated record.
UCCUGACUGCCGUUCCUCUGAGUCUCUCGUCCUUUCCUUGUCACCAGGAUGCUCCAUAUGUGGACAAAUCUGAUUAUAAACCUCCUGCUGCUGCUGACUUCUCUGAUGGCUACAGGUAGAGACAGCCCAGAGCACUUUAUGGAGCAAAUAAAGAAUGAGUGUCACUUCGUCAAUGGGACUGAGCACGUGCGGUAUAUUGGAAAACUCAUCUACAACCGCCAAGAGAUAGUGUGCUUUGACAGCGACGUAGGAGAGUUUGUGGCCUUGACUGAGCUGGGGCGGCCCAUUGCAGAGCUGAUGAACAGCCUCCUGGAGGCCCUGGAGCAAGCUCGGGCCCAAGUGUUCAUCUGCAGAGACAACUAUAGGCUGUUGGAGCCCUUAUGGAUACAAAGAAGAGAGAAGCCUGAAGUGACUGUGUAUCCAUCAAAGGUGGCUCCCUUAGGACACCCAAACCAACUUGUCUGUUUUGUUACUGGUUUCUAUCCUGGUAACAUUGAGGUCAAGUGGUUCCUGAAUGGUCAGGAGGAGACAGCCGGGGUUAUGUCUACAGGCCUGAUUAGUAAUGGAGACUGGACCUUCCAGAUUCUGGUGAUACUAGAAAUGAUCCCCAAGCAUGGACAUGUCUACACCUGCCAAGUAGAGCACUCCAGCCUUCAGAACCCUAUCAUUGAGGUCUGGGAAGCACCAUCCAGAUCUGUCCAGAAUAAGAUGCUGAGUGGAGUUGGGGGCCUCGUGCUGGGACUGGUUUUCUUUGGGGUUGGCUUCACUGUUCACAUUAGGAGUCAGAAAGGGUUGGAAUUUAAGAAAGACUUUGGACCAUGAAGGGGAAGAUAUGCUGCUGCUUAUGGACUCUGAGUCCUUUGGAUAUCAUGCCACUGACAUCUGAUGGUCUUCAACUAACCCCUGAAGCUUUGUGUCCCCUGAGCCUGAUGCCUCUCCUCUCCGCAUCUCUCCCUAGCACAGAAGCCAACUCAGUUCAUUAAAAGUAGUAAUAUGCUAAAAAUCCAAACACACCCAUGUCCAUAAUGUGCCUUGAUAUCACCUUCUUUUAAAUUAAUGUUUUAUUCCUUGGAUUUUCCCUCCUUUUUAUUUAUAAAUAUACUCCCUCCCAACUUCCUCUAUUUACUAAGACAUCACCUGAAUCAAAAAUGAAAAUAUAUAUAGAGAGAAUCAACCAAUUUAAUCCACUUUUUGACAACCUAGACAACAUUUCACACUCAUGGUCCUCUAUCUCUUUGAUAGGAGGAAGCAGUUGCAUAUCCUCCUCCAUGACCAAACUUGGUCAUUGUAGUUAUGCCAAGUAUAGUUCCAUUUUGUUGCUCUUUUUUGCCUUGAUAGCCUCCUCAUAUUUUAUUCUUGGUUCUGCAUAUUUUACUCUGCAUUGGUUCAUGUAAAUCCUUCCAUUUUUUCCUGAAUUUCUCAUAUCCCUUAUUUCUAGUCCACAUUAUGAAUGUUUAGCUUUUUCCAAAUUGAUGACUACCCACUUUCUUUCUAGUUCUUUGUUACCACCAUAAAAUACACUGUAAAUAUUUGACCUAUGAGAUAACCUCCAUUUGUGGCCUCUUUUAAGUUAUGUAUCCAGCAAAAAGAUUAAAAAUAU